Biomphalaria glabrata is the source of this 3582-nucleotide messenger RNA. RefSeq names its product lambda-crystallin homolog. Gene Ontology annotation, molecular function: NAD+ binding; oxidoreductase activity, acting on the CH-OH group of donors, NAD or NADP as acceptor. The record is from RefSeq and is a predicted model, not a curated record. Lineage: Eukaryota; Metazoa; Mollusca; Gastropoda; Planorbidae. The transcript has 8 exons. The coding region runs from base 138 to 1082 and encodes 314 amino acids. Gene Ontology annotation, biological process: fatty acid metabolic process.
GCUUUUCAGGUCACUCUUGGAGAUAGAUUUCACUAAUAUUUGUGCUCAGUUCAUAUUAGCUUUAUUUUAUUGUUGUGACUUCAUAGUAGUCCUGCGGUACACAGAAUUGGAUAAUAGCCAUCUUUAAUGCAGAGAAAAUGAAAAUAGCUAUAAUUGGAAGUGGCCUCAUUGGUCAGUCCUGGGCUAUGAUAUUUGCAGGUGCAGGUCAUAAAGUGACUCUCUAUGAUAUAGUCUCAGAACAGGUAUCAAAAGCACUAGAGACAAUCGCUACAAAUCUAAAAAAUUAUGAAAGUCAAGGUUGCCUUCGUGGUCAAUUAACUGCUUCCCGGCAGGUUUCACUAAUCACUGGUAGUAGUGAUUUGCAAGAAUGUCUCAAUGGUGCUUCCUAUGUUCAGGAGUGUGUUCCAGAGUCAGUUGAUCUUAAAAGACAAGUAUUCAAUCAGAUGGACAUGUAUAUCACAGAAGAUAUGAUUGUAGCUUCAUCAAGCAGCUGUCUUGGUGUCUCACAGUUUGUUGGUGAAAUGAAAAACAAACACAGAACUUUAGUGGCUCAUCCAGUCAAUCCUCCAUACUUUGUACCUUUAGUUGAAAUUGUACCUGGGCCAUGGACUCUUCCAGAAGUUAGUCAACAGACAAGAACUUUACUUGAGUCUGUAGGUCAGGCACCAGUAACUCUGAGUAAAGAAUGCCCUGGCUUUGCCCUCAAUAGAAUACAGUAUUCAAUCAUCAAUGAAUGUUGGUGCAUGUAUAAGGAUGGACUGUUGUCUGCUGCUGAUAUUGAUAAAUUGAUGGUGAAUGGACUGGGACCAAGAUAUGCUUUUAUUGGUCCCCUUGAAACAAUGCAUUUAAAUGCUGAUGGUAUUGUGGACUAUUGUAAAAGAUAUGCUCAAGGUGCCUACAAUGUCAGCUCUACUCUCACACCGCCUCCAAUCAUGUAUGACAUUCCCACUGCUGAAAAUGUUCAAUCUGAAUUAAGUAGUGCUGUGCCUCUUGAACAACUUCUGGAGAGACGGAAAUGGAGAGACAGACAUCUGGCUGCACUGGCCUCAUUAAAGAACCAACUCAAAGAAAAGAAGGAUUAAGUUUAAGAACCAACUCAAAGAAAAGAAGGAUUAAGUUUAAGAACCAACUCAAAGAAAAGAAGGAUUAAGUUUAAGAACCAACUCAAAGAAAAGAAGGAUUAAGUUUAAGAACCAACUCAAAGAAAAGAAGGAUUAAGUUUAAGAACCAACUCAAAGAAAAGAAGGAUUAAGUUUAAGAACCAACUCAAAGAAAAGAAGAAUUAAGUUUAAGAACCAACUCAAAGAAAAGAAGGAUUAAGUUUAAGAACCAACUCAAAGAAAAGAAGGAUUAAGUUUAAGAACCAACUCAAAGAAAAGAAGAAUUAAAUUUUUCCUUUUGUGAUUGUUUUUAAAUUUUGAAAAUCAGAUCUCCAAAGUUACAUAGAAUGUAAGAUGAAUUUAAGAGUGUAAGUUAUGUUGUUGUUUUUUUGGUUUGAAUUGAUUGUAUACAGUUUAUUUGAUUGUACUCAGAUAUAGUUGUUAGCUUUAUUCUGUUUCACUGCCCAUUCAUCCAAAAUAUCAAAAACUAGAGAUCAAUGGACAAAUUUUGUUCUGGCAAUAUGAAUAAAUGUUAUUUGAGAUGGUAUAUAGAUAGAACUGUAAAAAUUUAUGAGAUAAAAUUCAAACCCUAAUAAGGAUUUUAUAGUUACCCAUAAUAGUGCUGCAACUUGAGAUCUGUAAAGAAAUGUGGUCUUUAUACUGGCUAAAUUACAACCUUGUAAGCCAUUUUAUUGCCAGUCAUUGACUUGUAGCAACAACUACUGGUAGACAGUUAAGCCGCUGUAGGCGUAAUGUAUCUUAACUAAUCAAACUUGAAAUAACUUGAAAAACUACCUUAUGAACAAUACUAAAUAGAACUUUUAUUAAAAUAUAGACAAAAUCAACUUGGGAUGAAAUGCAAUAAAUAUAGUAGAUUUUAGUAAUAAUAUAAAAUGGUAUUCUAAACAAAAUCUAACUCACUACAAUAACACUUCUUUUCAGUCUCAAGUUCUGGAGUUGUCUGUCUUAACUAAGACCACUGCGAAAUUGCCACCUAUCUUGCAUCAUUCACAGCCAAUCUCUAACCUCUUCCCACUGUCACUAUAGAAACACACACUCCAUAACACCAAAAACCACAGAAACUAAUAAAAUCUUUUUUCUUGUCUCUGUUGGAUACUUUAUUAAGAUAAUCUAAUAGACUAAGGGAUAAGUAAAGGUAAAAAAAUUAAGAAGUCUCGAUAGCCUAAAAGUUGCACCACUAAGUCCUUGAUACCUUGUCUUAAAGUGUCUGCUGUGUACAAAAUCAAAUGCAUGUUGUAUUAUAUUGAUAUGUAUGAAAAUAGAAGAUAUUUAUUUAUAGAUUUUAUUGAUCAUGUAGCACAUUUUUUUCCAUGAUUUGAAUUUCUAUAUAAAACAGAUUUUAUUAUUCUCUGAUGUCUACAUAACAAUUUUGAAUAUUUGCUCAUUUUGUUUCAUUAUACAGAUUCCCCUGGCAAUCAAAUCAUUAAAUAAGAACAAUCUGGUAUAAACUUUGUCACAUGUAAAUUAUGAGUGCGUCUGGUGUGAAUGUACACUUUGGUUUCUUAUAGUUAUAAUGUUUUUUGUUUGGUGUAAUGCACAAAUUGUAAGACUAAUUUCCUUACGGAUAAUAAAGAUUAUUAUUAUUAUUAUUAUAUUUAUGAACUGUACAAGUGUUAGGUUUAACAGUUUCUGUUGUCAUAGAGUUUCAAUUAAUGGUAUUCAUGUACUGAAUUUUGAGAACAAUGAAAGUAUUUUCUUUCAAAAUGAGGACUUAAAAGAAAGUUUCCUUUUGUUAUGGCCUAAGCCAUAAAUCUGCCAACUGAGAAACUGGAUAAGGACAGUUUAAAUUGAUCUGCCAAUGUUCCAUUUGCUUUCUUUAUUUCAGAAUUUGCUAGUCAAUUAUUGGAAUAGUCCGGAGAAGGUGGUAAUUGACCAAAAAGUUAAAUUAGAUGCAAGUUUCACUAGCAUGUUUUGGUGGGCUCAAGGGGGCUUACAAAUUAUCCCUAUCUCCAUGUUCUGCAUUAACAGCAAUUCUGUUUGCACACUUAUCUAUAUAAGCAACGUAGACAACAAUAUUAGCAUAUUGAAUGGAAAAGUGUAGGCCUAUUGCAUUUACGAAAUGGCAAUGAAUAUGUAUUUGUGUACAAUGUUACAUUUUAUUUAAUGUUAUUGACAUGCGAAUUGAUUAUUUUUGUGCAAGAACGUUAAAAUAAAAAGCUUUUAAAAAAAAAAGGUUACAGCUACUGGUCUGUGGCAUUUUACGUCUCGAGAGUCGAUAUUUUCCCUUUGCAACUUCUUGUGUGACUAAAGAGGCCAAUCCUUGAUACACACCUGCGAUCGCUGGUUGGGCAUAUGUGAUCACCAGGUCCCGUUGCAUUAUCACUCUUCUUUCUGCUUCUGUAGUGUAUGGCAUCUGCAAUCCGAGACCCUUCCUUUAUCCUCUCUCUCCAUGUAGAUCUAUCCAGUGCUACUUUUUCCCAGCUGCUAGUGUCGAUUUUGAAGAGCUUCAUGUCGCGUUUGC